UUCAUAUAGGCCUACAUAAUCUGGCAAUUUCUGUAUCUAUUGUAUAAUCUUGGCCAUUUCCAGCAAUGGUUAUAAUAAUAUCCAAAUAUUAAUAGGAAAGCACCAUGACUGCAUGUGUUAGCUAUUUAUAGAAAAAAAGAGAUAGCGAUGAUAAAUAAUAAAAACUGAUAAGUAACUGGCCAGUGAUUGAACAGUGUUUGGAAGCUAAAGUAAAAAUUACAGACAUUAUAAAAGCAUAGACACAAUAAAUUGAUCAUCUGUGAUUUUCAGCCAAUUUACGCAAAAUGUCAUUUUAGACCCAUUGUUUGUGGAAAAGUGUCUUAGCAGACUGUGGAUUGCGUUUGUAAAAUGAUCGUAACAAUAUAAAAAUUAAACAAGAACUCAGAGAAAGGGAUAUUUACGAAUUUUAUUAACAGUUUGUAAGUUACUCGGUCGGAUUUUAACAAAUGACCAAGAUGUUAUUGCUUUAAAUCUCUGAUAAGAUCAGCGCUUCAAACCCAACGCGUUGCUUCCCUUAUUACGUCACGACCCAAUGAGUGUUCUUAACCUCACGCGCAGUAGAACAAACAUCAUUAAUAACGGCACAUUUUGCAGUUUACUCGCUGAUCACAGUCAUGGCUGUCUUUCGAGUUGAGAAAGUUUUGCGAUUUAUUUUUGCGGUUAAAAGUGAAGAGAAUCCCAAGCAGAAACCUCCAAGUUUCAGCGGGAUUCCUCCUUUCUGCAGCGUUGCUGGAGAAGAAAAACCACCGGGGCCUUCUGUGGAUCCCGAGGUCUUCGUCACAGCAAAUAUGAGCGAGGACGAAGUCUUCCAGGAUGCCCUGUCUGAGGUCUUCGUCACAGCAAAUGUGAGUGAAGACGAAGACGACUUUGUGGAUGCAGUGUCAGAGGUCUUCGUCACAGCAAAUACGAGCGAGGACGAAGUCUUCCAGGAUGCCCUGUCUGAGUUCUUCGUCACAGCAAAUGUGAGUGAAGACGAAGACGACUUUGUGGAUGCAGUGUCAGAGGUCUUCGUCACAGCAAAUACGAGCGAGGACGAAGUCUUCCAGGAUGCCCUGUCUGAGUUCUUCGUCACAGCAAAUGUGAGUGAAGACGAAGACGACUUUGUGGAUGCAGUGUCAGAGGUCUUCGUCACAGAAAAUAUGAGUGAGGACGAGCAUGACUUUGAGGAUGUCCUGUCUGAGGUCUUUGUCACAGCACACACAAGCAUGGAAUCUCUGUACGACAAGGCGACGCGGUCUUCAGAUGACAUGUUUGUUACAGCAAAUGCAAGCAUGGAAUCUCUGUUUGACGAGGCAGAGAUGUCUUCAGAUGACAUGUUUGUUACAGCAAAUGCAAGCAUGGAAUCUCUGUUUGACGAGGCAGAGAUGUCUUCAGAUGACAUGUUUGUUACAGCAAACGCAAGAAGGAAAUCAGUGGAGCACAUAGAUUAUUUCGCCUCGCUACCGAAGUACGAGUACAUUUAUUCAAUUAAUGGCCUGCGACAAAAGUGGGCAGCUAAAAUGGCAGAAAGAAGCGGUUCUCAGCCUCCUACAACCGAUAAGGAACGUCCUGGCAAAAAGAAAAGGGGGGCAAAGGCCAUCAAGGCCUUCUUUAAGAAAAAUUGGAAGAAGCUGAAACACACCCUCUCAGAGAGCCCAAAGUGCGAGCCAAAUUUGCGGGUGGAACUGAAGGGGAACGAAAAAAUGUCGAAAAAAUAUCUGUAGUGCAGACGCAACACUGUUUAGUGUUGCCGUUUGUAAGUGUAUGCGUUUGUAAGCUUUUAGUAUUGCCGUUUGUUAAAAUAGGCGUUUGUUAGCGUUUAGAGUUGGCGAUUAGUGUUGCCGUUUUUUAGUGUAGGUGUUUGUUAGCUUUUAGUGUGGCCGUUUGUUAGCGUAGGCAUUUGUUAGCGUUGGCGUUUAGUGUUGCCGUUUUUUAGUGUAAGCGUUUGUUAGCUUUUAGUGUUGCCGUUUGUUAGUGUAGGCAUUUGUUAGCGUUUAGUGUUGCCGUUUAGUGUUGCCGUUUUUUAGUGUAGGCGUUUGUUAGCUUUUAGUGUUGCCGUUUGUUAGCGUAGGCAUUUGUUAGCGUUUAGUGUUGCCGUUUAGUGUUGCCAUUUUUUAGUGUUGGAGUUUGUUAUCAUUUAGUUUUGCCGUUUGUAAGUGUAUGCGUUUGGUAGCUUUUAGUAUUGCUGUUUGUUAAAAUAGGCGUUUGUUAGCGUUUAGAGUUGGCAUUUAGUGUUGCCGUUUUUUAGUGUAGGUGUUUCUUAGCUUUUAGUGUGGCCGUUUGUUAGCGUAGGCAUUUGUUAGCGUUUAGUGUUGGCAUUUAGUAUUGUUGUUUUUUAGUGUAGGCGUUUGUUAGCUUUCAGUUUUGUCGUUUGUUACAAUAGGCAUUUGUUAGCGUUUAGUGUUGCCGUUUUUUAGUGUAGGCGUUUGUUGGUAUUUAGUGUUUUGCCGUUUGUUAGCGUAGGUGUUUGUUAAAAUAAAAUAAAAUUUAUAUUCAUAUCAUAUUUAAGUGAGUAAGUAAAAAUUACAAUGUUGAUAAGUAACGUUUUAGCUCCUUAAAAUAAAGUAUGACAAGAUGACAAAAUAUUAAAAAAAAACUUUUCCCAGGAAAACAGAUCAUGCGAGGAAAAUAAAGCAUUAAAGAGAGUUAGAAAAUAUGACUAAUGUGUCCAGAAACCAUUUCAAAGCAGCAAUCAAGAAAUUUACCGAUGACUUUAACCCUCAAACCUUUUUUAUCCCUUUUUGUGCAAAAAGUGCCCACUAUAAUGAGCAGACAUUUUACACUCUUUCAUGAACGUCACGCACACACCACGACCAAAAAUGUGCAAAUCAUUGACACAUAGGCUAACGUUUCUGAUAGUACGACAUAACAAAAAAUGAACAGCAGCAACAAUAAUACUGGACAGAAUGAUGCUGGACUGAAGUAUAAUUCCAUAUUCAGUUUGAUUUGUAUUAAAACUGUGCUCUGAUUUCAGUUGCAGUUAUAUUUACAAAGAGUCUUCGAGUCAUUUCUCACUACAUGUGUAAUCCACGUUGUGAGAUACUCUCCUACUUAUUAGCGUGUAAAUUAUAUUCAGGCCACUUUGGCAUUGCGAUCGCUAAAAUACACACACAGCUGCAUGUUCAAACUCUGUGUCCUUUACGUGCUAAACCCGUCACUCACGAUUCAUCACAUCUCAUAAACGACGGCAGAUUGAUUGACAGGUCUCCCUAUUCCAGAUAUGAUUGGUUAAACUGAACUAUUAAGGCCUGGGUUAAGGAGAAAUGUGUUGAUGAGUGCACUACACAUUAUUUUCGAACGUA
Molecule: messenger RNA, 3281 nt
Organism: Triplophysa rosa
Lineage: Eukaryota; Metazoa; Chordata; Actinopteri; Cypriniformes; Nemacheilidae
Exons: 14
Coding region: 615-1703 (362 amino acids)
Source: RefSeq, a predicted model, not a curated record